AUGUCAACGGAACCUUCUCCCGCCAAUUUCAAAGUCGUCGAAUCCCCGUCACAAUUUCAAGAACUACUCUCCGCAGAUCUUAACCGCGUAUCGCUGAUAAAUUUCUGGGCACCAUGGGCGGAGCCUUGUCAUCAAAUGAAUGAAGUGGUUUUGGAGUUGGCAAAAAAGUACUCGCAACUGUUGGUAUUGCAGGUCGAGGCAGAAGAACAAUCUGAUAUUGCCGAAUCCUUCGACAUCGAGGCCGUUCCUGCGUUCAUCAUCCUCCGGGGACAUACAUUGCUCGCUCGAGUGUCCGGUGCCGAUGCAGCAGGCCUCACAACUUCCAUCGCCACACACCUGCGCUCUGGCCCAACAAUCAACCCGACAUCCAAAACCGAUCAACAGCCGCAAGCCCCCUCCGCCCGCUCUCAACUCAACGAAAAGAUCGAGACAGAGGAAGAACUUAAUGAACGCUUGAGAAACUUGAUGACCUCGAACAAAGUCAUGUUGUUUAUGAAGGGAUCUCCGGACGCACCGAGGUGUGGAUUCUCGAGGAAGAUAGUCGAGCUGCUGAGGGAACAGGGAGUGCCCGACUUCGGCCACUUUGAUAUCUUGGAGGACGAAAAUGUUAGAAGCGGCCUCAAAAAGUUGAAUGAGUGGCCGACGUUCCCGCAGCUGAUAAUAAACGGCGAGUUUGUGGGAGGAUUGGAUAUCGUGAAGGAGAUGGUGGAGAACGGGGAGUUUGCGGAAACACUUGCAAGCUGA
Messenger RNA from Pleurotus ostreatus (oyster mushroom), 744 nucleotides. It is a transcript of the gene GRX4, whose product is annotated as monothiol glutaredoxin grx4. The record is from RefSeq and is a predicted model, not a curated record. NCBI's taxonomy places the organism in Eukaryota, Fungi, Basidiomycota, Agaricomycetes, Agaricales, Pleurotaceae. Gene Ontology annotation, molecular function: 2 iron, 2 sulfur cluster binding. The transcript has 4 exons. Bases 1 to 744 code for a protein of 247 amino acids.